Pelobates cultripes (western spadefoot toad) is the source of this 30589-nucleotide messenger RNA. The record is from the annotation of a GenBank genome assembly. Lineage: Eukaryota; Metazoa; Chordata; Amphibia; Anura; Pelobatidae.
AUGGUAAGUGGGGCAGCUCCAUCCACUGUUAUGUGUUCUAUACGUGGGUCCAAUAGAUCGGAGCUGGGGGAGUAGAGGGGGUCGUAUUCAAGGGAGGCACUUGGUUCUUAUCUUGCAGUCUCAACCAGUGCGGGCGUACUGUCGUGGGCAGUAAAGGGAGAGUGAGCCCUAAGUGUAGUAUAACUUUUAAACAGAACUAAGGCAUGAUCAAAAACAACUUAAAAGGAGGAGAGAGGGGACAAGUCCCAGCACCAAUAUUGCCGUUUUCAGGUGGUAGGUAUGCCAGUUCUUCUUCGGGAUGCAGGGAUGAACAGGACCGCGGUAGCGGAAUUCCAGGUGGUGGUAGUGGGUCGAGCGACAUGACCAGGUCCCAGGGAGGACAGGAUAGCGUCCAUUUCAGAUGCUUCUGUGAUUCUGUGUUCUGCACCAUUGUGCUGGAAUAGCAGUGUACAUGGUGUGCCCCAUCGAUACUUCAGGCCUUGGGGCGUGAGCGUGGAUGUCAGGGGUCUCCGUAACUUCCUUCACUGUAGUGUUGAGCGAGAAAGGUCGGCAUAGAACGUGAGAUCCAUUUCUUCGAAGUGGUGUGGGGUCUUCCCCCUAGUGGCUUGUAAGAUGACUGCUUUGUCUUGCCCGUUUUGAAAUUUAACCAAGAGGUCACUGGUAGCUGGGGCAGUAUUGGACUGAGGCUUGGUUAGGCGAAACAUGCCAUCCAGCUGUAUACCCUUUGCUAUUUUAGGGGGUAAUAAUGCCAUAAAAAGCCUGCGUAGGAAGUGUGGCAUCUCCUCCAUGGUGGUGGAGUCAGAUAUACCUCUGAUCUUCAGGUGUUUCCACCUUCUCUUAUCCUCCAGAGCUGCUAGCUGGCUGUCAAAGUUCAUCUGAGCUGUGGUGAGGUCCCUCACCUGCUUCUGUUGGUCUGAGAUUUGGGGGGUAUGCUCUUCCACUGUUUGUUCCACUUUGGUUAAGCGGGCAGUGAACCCCCUGACAUCCUCCAGGACUUGCGAUAUGUCUGCAGAGAGGCUCUUUCAGAGUUCAGCCAGAAGGUUAGUGAGGAUGGCCAUGGUAAUUGGGGUUGAGCUGUUUGCUGCCUCCGGAGGUGGAAGCCCAGAUCAGCAGAGUUAUGCAGGGUGACCUCAUCCGAGACGUCGGAGAAGUCAUCCAGCACGUCCACCAUGUCUGACCCGCACACUCCAUGCGGCCUUCUAAAGAGCUCGCUAAUGUCAGCUGAGAACCCGGGCUGGUCCGCCCUCUGUUUCUUGUUCGUUCGUCCCAUAUGCUUGUGGAUACCGUCGGCUUUGAUUAUUGUGAUUUGAGCUCACUGCUCAGUUUAAGAGGUAGAGCAGGCACUUGCCUUGCAACUCUACAGCCGGUAGGCAGGUGCCAGCUCUGGCAAGAGAGGUUGCUUGUACACCCUCCUGCCGCCUAUCACCUGCGGUGGACAGCGACCUUCCCCACUCCGGCUAAGUAUGUUGCUGACCUGCUUUUUCAGAAAGUAUGCAUGGGACGCAAAUUAGUUCUACUUCUUUGAAUCUACCAGAUGGAACACUUGCUCUGUUUUUAAGGCUGCCAUCCUUAAUACCAGAGCAAGCAAUUAAGUAAUACAUUUAGCAACAUGAAAGCAAACUUCAGGGCAGUGGAGGGGAAUAAGACAGGUCCCCACUUAAACCCAUUACAUUAAUACCCAAUCCCACUGCCCUGGCUGGACAACAUUUAAUAGAUAUGCCUACAUCAGCAUCUUGUUGGGUGCGGACAAAAGGAAGGAUUAAAUUCUUACUAUAGUUAUAUAACUGUUAUACCGACUCCUGUAGUUUUUAUUUAUUGGUAGCUGGCUUGCAAGUCAGUUACCACACACCUGAACGAUUAAAGGGACACCGUAGGCACUGUAUCUGCUUCAUCUCAUUAAACUGGUUAUAGUGUCUGGAGUCCCCUGGUACCAUAAUUUCUUUCAGCGUUAAACCGUUUUUAAUGUUUUUAUGUUUUAAUGCUAAACAAGAGUCCCAGGCAAUCCAUCCCCUCUGUGCUGCUUUGGCUAAUAAAGAAGUAUUAGCCUGAGCAGCAAUGGACAGCUGUGAUUGGCUGAGAGUGUCAGGUGACUGCUUUUAGCCUGUCAGAGCUCCAACUGACAGUAUGAAUGGGUAUGACAACAAGGAAGUGUGUAAUCUCUGCCUUAGCUACACAUACAGAAGGGGCCGGACUGUGGGUGGCCAGGGACUCUUAUGUUGUGGCAUACUGCACGAACAUGGUGCAACACUGAGUGGAGGGACAGUGCCAGGGCACUCCAGGCACUAUAACCAAUUCAAAGAGAUACAGUGUCCCUUUAAGGGAUUUUAACUAUUUGUCCACUGGGUAUAGCUGCCAGUGGGAAAAUAGCGUGGAUUUCUAUAGAUUUUAGUGCAAAAUGCAAGUGAAUAUAUAUUUACUGGAUUUGACGUUAUCAAGGCAAGAUUCCGUUGGUAUACAUUAGAUGUUUAGUUAAUAUGAGAAUCCAAUUAUUUAAUAUCGUAUUUGCAUGUGAAAAGUACUGAUAUCGUUUCAAAUCAGACCCUAAAUCAUACGGACCAAAUUGUGCUCAUUUAGUUUUCAACCGUAUUAAGUUAAAAAAAUUAAAUAAUAUCAUGUCUGUGGCUAUCAGUAGCCACUGUGAUACUUAUUUGUAAUACUUCUUUAAUUGGAACUCAACUGCAGAAACAAUAAGUUUCACCUCCUUUUAUAUUGAAGUGAACAAGGUUGACUGGAUCUUUAAAUACACAUGCAGGGAAGAAAUGCAAUGCUAGUUCCAACUUAAUUAAGAUGGAAUGAUUUAUGAAAAUUAUGUUAAUGAAGCAGGACAGGCUUGCAAUUAGAAUAAAUUGAUAUUUGCAGGAAGAAUUAGACUUAGUAGCAAUCCCUUAUUGACAAGAGAGAAUUUUAGUGAAAUUUAAAUACUGUAUAAAUUAAUUAAUAUGAAUUGGUUUCCUUGGCAAAAAGGUUUACUUAACUUAGAGGCAGUUCUGGCAAUGGAAGGGUUAAUUCACCCAAUGGAGGAGAAAUUAGGAGUCUCUAUUAAUAAGCUGAGCGUUAGGAGUGGAGAGUAAGGAAGUCUGUUUUUACUAGCCGAGGUCUGGGAGUAGAGAAGGUAGAAGACCGUUUUUACUAGCCGAGGUCUGGGAGUGGAGAAGGUAGAAGACCGUUUUUACUAGCCGAGGUCUGGGAGUGGAGAAGGUAGAAGUCCGUUUUACAAGCCGAGGUGGAGAAGUGGAGAAGGUAGAAAUCUGUUUACAAGCCGAGGUCGGGAGAGGAGUGGAGCCGGUAGCAUCAAGUAGAGCAGCUGAUCUCAAUGCAGCACCUGAGUGAAUAAUCCAGCCCUUUGGAUCUGGCGCGGUCUUCCUAAGUAUCGUGGAAGGACCGCGUCAGAGAAAGGGGCGGGGCUAAGCGCCGUGAACCCGGAAGUGGGUUCCGGCGGCAGCAUGAAUGAUAGAGUAUACCUGACAGCCACAGACCAAACGUUAGGACAGAGUGCUCCAAAACUUUGUACCUUAAUUGGGCUGCGCUAUCGUGCAUCUCCAUAAAGUGUCAUGUAAUUGGGUUACCUGAUGUGUCAUUUCAAACAGAUGUUUUAUGUUGUGAUACCCAAUCUUUAACCCCUUAAGGACCAAACUUCUGGAAUAAAAGAGAAUCAUGACAUGUGUCCUUAAGGGGUUAAAGCCAUGUAUAGUUUUGCCCAACUAGCCUAAGCUGCAAGUACACUUGAGGAGACAUACCUCAAAUUCUAGCUGAGAUGUAAAGAAAGGAAAGAGUUUACAUGGUCUGCUUGUCAUUGGGUGGGUUCACACCUCUCACUUAAUAAUAUCAUUACUUCGGUUACAGUCAAGGCACGGAUAAGUCCCAAACACUUAACAAAGAAAAAUGUCUUUGACGAAAGAAUAUGUGCAAAUAUAACAGGUGCUCACACAAUAAAGUACAAGUGCAUAGAGAAAUGUGCUUACUUUUAAAAUAUCAUAACUUUAGGGAUAAAACAUUCCUAGAUCGUAUCUAUUGGGAAAUGGAGAGAAAAAAACAAAACAAAUACAAAGGCACUUAUAGUGUAGUUUUUAAUACAAUGUGAAAUAUAAAACCAAUAAAUAAUACAGGCAUACAUAAGUGCACUGCACAAGAUAAAUUGUGCAAAAAGAGCAUUGCCCCUAAAGGGGCCACUUAUCUCUGGGAUAAUCUAGGCUGUAGGUCCAGGGUAUCUCCCAAUUCGCUUACACAGGAGAUGGCCUCUAUUGAAGCAAUUCAAAAUGUCCCGAAUAGCUUGGAUCAGCCGUAAUUUCAUUUGCCAGAAUUUUGUCCCGGAACAAAGAGUUCGUUCGCCUGGAGUUCACUUGGAAAUUCACUCUGAGUUUUGUCCAAACAGGGAACUUUCUCAAGAGAUAUAUUGACUCCUCUGAGCAUUCGCCUAUUUUAUACCUCUUCUGAUUAGUGGUAAAUUAAAUUCUCAGUCUUCCAUUUGAUUCGCUAGUUCUGCUUUCAAAACGUAUGACGUCAUUAAAAAAACUUAUUAACAUUCCUAUAGUGUCAAAAAAAUUAGAGUGUAUGCGGUCCACCACCAGACCGAGGGGUUGGAGCCCUACUUAUUAUUUUAAGGAUACAAAGAAUAUGUGGUAAAUAUUAAAACAUAACCUUUAAUAAUCAAAUAUUUAAAAAGCUAUUGACCUAUUUGAUGGGCAUCAUAUAAGUUAUAAGAAUGUUUUAAAAUAACCAAACAACAAGAGAUGAGGUCCACCUAAUAUAAUUCUAAAGGAAAACCUCUCCGUGUAUAAGUACAAAAAUGAAAUUCUAACUAGACUAAUGAGACCCAACCUACUAAGACGUAAUUAUAAAUAGAAAGACUCAACCUAUUGCAGGUGGUUACAAGUACACACAUAGAAAUUAGUUAUAUCCAAAGUCAUAAGACCCAACCUAUAGAAAGGAGGUUACAAGUAAUUAAGUUAAAGAAAAAGUUAGAUAAAAUCAAAUGGUUAUUUUGAAGUUACUAAUUAUAUGUAAACCCAGCCUAUAAAAAAAGGGGGUUCGAAAUGUUCCAGUUGUGCAGUUAUAAUGUACACCAGAUAUUUAUUCAAAUAUAAUCCACCCAGCCUAAUUACCAUCCUUAUUUUUGCCACUAGGGUGCAGCCCAGCAGCAUCCCAUGAUCCACUAAUCAGUGUAAUAUGAAUAAUGACCACAAGGGGGUAGCAGAAGACUGUUUAGUUCUUGCAGACACCACAUGGAGUAUUGUGAUGUAGUACAAUUGGUUGUAAAAAUCAACCACCAGGGUUCACUAUUUCCCCAGAGGUAGUACUAGUAUAACUAAAAGAUAAUUAAAGGAGCACUAUAGGGUCAGGAACACAAACAUGUUUUCCUGACCCUAUAGUGCUAAAACCACUAUCUAGCCCCCUUGGGCCCCUUAAAGAUAGUAUAAUUUUAUUUGUAUUCAAGUCUGAAGCUGCUGCCUCUGCCUUCCUCUGACCGCUGACAUCAUCAGAAGUGGUAGCCUAAUCCAAUCACAAUGCUUCUCCAUAGGAUUGGCUGAGACUGACAAAGAGGCAGAUCAGGGGCAGAGCCAGCACAAUUCAAACACAGCCCUGGCCAAUCAGCAUCUCCACAUAGAGAUGAAUUGAAUCAAUGAGGAAAGUUCAGUGUCUGCAUGCAGAGGAAGGAGAUACUGAAUGUUUGGAUGCAUUUUAGGCAGCCAUGACCCAGGAAGGAUCUCUAACAGGCAUCUAAGGAGUGGCCAGUGAAGUUAUCACUAGGCUGCAGUGGCGGAUCCAGGGGGGGGCAACGGGGCAAUUGCCCCCCCCCCCCCGAGAAUACCAACGGUCUCCCUCUCCCUCCCCUGCCAGACCUGCAAUGUGCCUGCGGACCGGGGGCACUGUCCUGACAGCCGGCUGGGGAGGGAGAGGGAGUAAGAGGGAGGACCCGGAGCUCAGGAUGCAGCUCCUCCGGGCCCUCCUCUCGCGAGAUUUGGAGCGUUGCCGUGGUUACCACGGCAACGCUCCAAAUCUCGCGAGCGUGAACUCUAGCCCGGGAGCUUUGGCUAGAGUUCACUGUCCCCACUGGGACCACCAAUGAAUCCCCCACCGGACCACCAGGGAAAUGUCCCCCCUCCCCCCAGUAAAGGUAAGAAGGGAGGGGGGACAUAGAAUAUUUAUUUAAAUUAAAUAAAAAAAAAUAUAUAAAAAAAAAAGCCCCCAUACCCUUAUAUCACACACACACACUCUACACACACAUACUGCCCCCCAUACACACACACACACACACUGCCCCUACACCUACACACACUCCUACACACACACACUGCCCCCAUACAUACAGCCCCCAUACACACACACACUGCCCCCAUACACUGCCCCCCAUACACCCACACCUGCCCCCAUACACACACACUGCCCCCCAUGCACACCACAUACUGCCCCCAUACACGCACCCACACACACUUCCCCCAUACACCCACACUGCCCCAUAUGCACUACCAUGCACUGCCCCCAUACACCCCCCAUACACACACACUGCCCCAGCCACCCACACUGCCCCAUACCACACUGCCCACACACACACUGCCCCAUACACUUUACACACACUGCCCCAUACACCCACACUGCCCCCCACAUGCACACACACUGCCCCCAUACCAUUGCCUGCCCCCCAGCCACACACCUGCUCCCAUGCACACACACUGCCCCCAUGCUGCCCCAUACACACACACUGCCCCCCAGACCCAUACUGCCCCCUCAUACACACACACUACCCCAUACACACACACUGCCCCAUACACUGCUGCCCUAUACACACACAUUGCCCACACUCACACAUACACUGCAACUGUUACACACACAUACUGUCCCACACAUACACUGCAUCCCUGACAUACACUGCCGCUCUCACACACUGUCCCCCUCACACACACACUGCACCCCUUACACAUUGCACCACUCACACACACUACUGCUCCUAUGCACUACUACUGCCCCAUUUCCCAGCAGACCUCAGGUAAGUUGUCAAACUGUUCUUAAACGGUUUGACUACUUACUCUGAGAGGGGGUCCCGGCACUAUAGACACCAUAACCACUACACUGAGCUUCACUAAACACAAAUAUUAGUGUUUUAAAACAGUAAAACAUAUUACGACAAUAAUAUAGUCCAUAAAAGUGCUGUUCGUUUGUAAAAAAUGCAAAAAAAGUCACUUUUACAUAAAAUAUCAUCGUUGUAAUACAAUUUACCAGUUUGAAACACUAAUAUUUGAGUUCAGCGAAGUCUACUGAGUAAAACAGUACCCCCUAUGUACAGGUCUUUUGGUGUCUUGGAGAGUUACAGGGUCAAAUAUAGUGCUUGCAAAUUUAAUUCUCUGCACUUUCUCCCUGUGUUGUCAGGCAUGUCAAUCAAAUUUUAAUUAAUCAAAUCACAUAAUUAUGUUAAAAGAUUACUUAAAUAUACACGUAGAAUUUUAAUAUAUAUGCAUUCAUAGGUAUUUAAAUUCUACGUGUAUACUAAUGCAAUCUUUUAUGUAAUUAUAUGUAUUUAUCUAUAUAUAUAUAUUUGCGGUUAUUUGUAUUUUAUAUAUAGAUAGAUAUAUAUAGAAUGCCAUUCUAAGUGUAUUUUGUUACCAAUAUAUAUAUAUUAAUAACAAAAUACAGUUAUAAUGAAAUUACAUAUGAAUAUAUAAUCUAUAUUAAAUUUUGUUUCAAUAUUUUAUUUAUUUAUUUUAUUAUUUUAUUUAUUUAUUAUUGUACUUAUACGUAUAUAUAUAUAUAUAUAUAUAUAAUAUAUGUGUAUAUAUCUAUUAUAUAAAUAAUAUAUAUACAUAUUAUAUAUAUGUAACGUCAUUCUAAGUGUAUUUUAAUACUAAUAUAUUAAUAUUAAAAUACAUUACGUAUGACGUUACAUAUAUAUAUAUAUAUGUAUAUAUAUUAUAUAUAUAAUACAUAUACAUAUAUUAUAUAUUUAUAAAUAUAUUUAUUUUAUUUUAUAACAUAUUUAAUAUAUUUUUUUUUACUUUCCCACCAGCAGGGGGACUGUCUGACAUUUCCCCCUGCUGGCAGAUCCACAGCCAGCUCUCUUUGAGAGCGAUCACAUGGCCGCCGGGGGGUUUCUUUUGCCGUGGGAGGGCUGCCUUGGCUGUGAGGCAGUCCUCCCAAAGCGGAGCGCCGGGUAGGUAAAUAUCCGGGGCGCUCCAGGGCUGCAAGCCGUUACGGCAUUCUAUGCCGCCGCAACGGCUUUAAAGCCCAAUUAAAGCGGGAUGGCAUAGAACGCCAUAACGACGUUAAGGGGUUAACCGUGUAACUUUCCAGGACACCAUAAAACUUGUACAUGUGGAGUUCUGUUUUACUCGGGAGACUACACUGAACACAAAUAUUAGUGUUUCAAAACAGUAAAACAUAUCACAACGAUGAUGUCAUCAGUGAAAGUGACGUUUUUUGCAUUUUUCACACACAAACGGCACUUUCACGGAUGAUAUAAUUGUUGUGAUACGUUUAACUGUUUUGAAACACUAACAUUUGUUUUCAGCCAAGUCUCCCGAGUAUAACAGUACCCACCAUGUACAGGUUUUUUGGUGUUUCAAAAGUUAUGGAGUCAAAUAUAAGGCUUGAUGUUCCGUUUUUUUAACAUUGAAACUUGCUUGGAGCCCGUAUGGAAGCCCAGGAAUAAAAAUUACCCCCUUGAUGGCAUACCAUUUGCAAAAGUAGACAACCAAAUUAUUGCAAAUGGGGCAUGUUCAGUCUUUUUAGUAGCCACUUAGUCACAACCACUGGCCAAAAUUAGUGUUCAAAUUAGUGUUAGUGUUCACAACACAAACAAAUAUGAACGCUAACUUUGGCCAAUGUUUGGGUUGUCUUCUUUUGCAAAUAGUAUGCAAUCAUGGGGGUAAUUUUCAUUCCUGGGAUACCAUAUGGUCUCAAAGGCAACAUAACCAGUCUGGCAAAUUUAACUGUGUAUAAACUGAAAAAUGUAAUAUGUUAUAUUUGGCCCUGUAACUUUCCAAAGCACCAUAAAACCUGUACAUAGGGGCCACUUUAUAUUCUGGAGACAUUGAAUACAAAUAUGUGCACUCUUGCAGUAACAGCUAACAGUAUUAUGACAUUCACAGUUAAAAUGCUAUGCAGAACUAAAAGAAUAACAUUUCUUAAGUUCUCACAUUUUUUAUUCAUAAUAAAUUAUGUUUAAUAUAUAAAUAUUUGAUGUGAAAAAAAGCCUUAUUUCUCCUGAACAAAAUUAUAUGUAUAAUAAAUGUAAGUCCAUUUAAUAUGAAAGCGUUUAAUUACGUUUGAACUGAUAUAUAUCCCAAAUUCAAGGUUUUGUUUUGAUCUGAACUUGAACAACUGCCUCAUUCCUUAAGGGGUUAUUCCUAAGGGGUUUGGGAGCAAAAUAGGGACUGCCUCUUAUAAAUAGGGACACCUGGGCGGUAUGAGCACGUGUAAGACUCUCUUUUUGACUGACAGAGAACACUGGGCGUUGUAAUUUUAAAAACAGCUGACUAUCUCAGUUUAGGAGAACUGAGAACGCUAAAGGCCAACGUUUACAAACGUCACAAAUGUGCAACGUGUCUUUGCAAUAAAGUUUCGUACAGUAACCUGUAACGUGCGGCGGAAGUGACGUCAGAGGGCGCCGGUGUCUGAGAAGGAAAGCAUCACGGGAAUUGUAGUUUUACAACUACUAGGGGGGGUUGUAUUUUUGGCCUUUUGGACACCCUUGACUAAUGCUGUUUCCCUUCCAGAGAGCUGCAUUUCCUGCCGUGCGGCAUUGCUGCUAUUGGUGAAACUUCCUGUCAAGUAGCAGGAGGUUGGGAUUGUAUGGAAAGUGCUGAAAUACGGGAAAGAAAAACGUGCAGAACCAUGAAGUGCCUUUAUACCACUCAGACUGGGUAACUUACAGCGUCACAUCGCCGCUUCCUGUCUACUUAGCAAAGUUUGAGACUAAUAUAUAGCACCUCUCAGUGUUUAUUCACAACUUAUUGAUUUAUAUAGCAAGCUGCCCAGGGGGAAAGUCUGUCAGUACCUGUACAAACCAUUAUUGCUGACUGCCUCCCAUUACACAGCCUCUUGUUAUUUUUAUUCAUUUAUUAACUUUGCACAUAUUCCAUAGUGUUUAUCUGACUGUACUUGGAUAUUUUUUAUUUUUAGUAAUAAUGGUUUUUUUUAAUGCGUUAUGUUGGUGUUGACAGACAAGUAGAUUUAUUUAUAAAAUAAAAAAUAUAUAUAUAUAUAUACACACAAACAAACAAUUUUAUUGUUUUGGAUUACAUUUCCGUAAACGAUUAAUUAUUCGAGUGCUAGUGGUUUACACCAUUAUGGAGUGCAACCCUCUCAUUGGCAUAAGGUUAGUGUACUGUUGGUGUACCUUUUUUGAGCCAGAGUGCAACUGGAGUCCAACUUAUUUAUUUCAAAGAGCCAGCUCUAAGAUUAAAAAUGAAAACCGACGUCAGGCUAUGUGUGCUGAGUAUUUGUGUGUUUUUUUUAUUUUUAAUUAUUCUAUUAAAGGACCACUAUAGUGCUAGGAAAAGGGUGCCCCCACCCUCAGGGACCCCCUCCCGCCGGGCUCUGGAGAGAGGAAGGGGUUAAACGUACCUCUUUCUCCAGCGCCGGGCAGGGAGCUUUCCUCCUCCUCUUCGGCUGAAUGCGCAUGCACGGCAGGAGCUGGCGCGCAUUCAGCCAGUCUCAUAGGAAAGCAUAAUGCUAUGAAAACUGCUAUGUUUAUUAAAAAAAAAAAAAGUUAACCCUAGCUGGACCUGGCACCCAGACCACCUCAUUAAGCUGCCUAUAGUGGUCCUUUAAUAAAAUAGAACAAUCUUUUUCCCUUAUUCUGCUUUUUUAAAAUUUAUUUUCAAGCAAGAGCUUUUAUUCCUUGAUAGUCCACUGGGGGUUUAUUUUAAAUCCCUAGUUGUCCAGUGGUCUUAGUAACGAUUACACACACAGUUCCACACCAUGCUAAUCGUUCUUUCUGGUGUGGCGCUCAAUGAGAGUCAGAACACAUGCUGGGAAUCUGGGCAAUUGGCUUGACUCCCACACUGAGUGUUGUAACCCCAAUGAAGCAUUUAGUAUAGUCUGUACUAGGCGAAAGUGCAGACUAUAUGUUUCCACCCCUGCAAAACCAGGACACCAUUUUUAAUGGGGAAAAGCAGUUUCCUCCGAGCCUGUGUCCAAAGGCAGCCUUCUGUGUCACAUUAUGUUGGUGCUCUUCCCCAGAGUACCUAUGAUGUGUCCAUUCUCUGGCUAACACAGAGACCUCUGCGUACCUUUUGUGGCACAUUUUCAUUACAUUCACCAUGAUUGGGUUAAGCAAAGUUGUGUUUUUUUUGUUUUAGAAGUGCCAAUAAUUUUUUGGAUAAGAUGUAAACCGUUUUCCAUGUAAUUAAAAUAGCUGUAGACUUUAUAAAUGUUUUUACAUUGUAGCCCAAGCCAGUGUAUACAAUUAAUGAAAUUACCAUAAGGAAGUCUGACUUGUACAACGGUUAUUCAGUAAAGUGUAAACUGCUAGUAACUUAAAGUGAUUUUCAAAAUUGAGGCCAAUAUAUUAUCACUUGAUUGAGGCCAAUACAACUCACUGUUCAGGUCCCAGUAGUUCUGUUUACUGAAUAACCCUUGUUGCAUUUUGUGUGCUUUUUAUCAAUUACAUUUUGCUUUAUAAUAAUUUUAUGAUUCUCGCUCCUCUGUGUAAUAAUAUUUUGUGUUUAUUAAGUUAACCACAAUUAAGGAUAUGGUUGUUGUGUGAAAAUUGGAUUACUAGCCGAGAGUAGGGUGUCCAAAAGCCAGUUUUCAUCACUGAAAUUUGAUUUAUCAUAUGGCUUUGCCAAGUUUAAAGAGAAACUGUCUAUUUUCUGGAGUAUACAUUAUUGACUAAAACAUGUACUAUCCCCUGUAUCUUGACGGGGGGGGGGGGGAAAUCAUGUUUUGUUUUUAUAUAUUUUUUUAAAAUUUAUAAUAAAGGAACACUAUAUAGCGCUAAAGGGACACUAGUCACCCAGACCACUUCAGCUCAAUAAAGUUUUCUGGGUGCCAGGUCCCUCAGGUUUUAACCCUUCAGAUGUAAACAUAGCAGUUUCAGAGAAACUGCUAUGUUUACAUAGGGUUAAUCCAACCUCUAGUGGCUGUCUUCCUGACAGCCGCUAGAGGCGCUUCUGCAACGCUGGAUGUGAUAUUCGCAUCCAGCAUGCAGAGUGACCAUAGGAAAGCAUUGAGAAACGCUUUCCUAUUGACUGUUUUAGCGUGCGGCAUUUGCCGCGCAUGCGCAUUCUACUCCACUCGGGAGCUGACGUUGGCGGGGGGAGGAGAGGUCACCAGCGCCGUAUUAAGGUAAGUAGCUGAAGGGGUAUCCUAAGGGUGGGGGCACCCUUAGGACACUAUAGUGUCAGGAAAACGGGUUUGUUUUUCUGACACUAUAGUGAUCCUUUAAGAAUACAGUUUAGGUGGCCAGACCCUGUUGCUUUUUCUUCCCUGCAGCACUGAUCUCCAGCGUUCUGCUCCUCCUCUUUGGCUGAGAUCGAGCUAAAUGAUCUCAGCCAAUACAUUGUUGUCCUUUAGAGACCACCUGAUUGAAAUAAUGUAGCUUUACUCCACUAUUUUGUCAAAAAUUUCUCCAGUGGCUGUAUGACCGCCACAAGAACCAGGUUAACCCUCCAAUUAAAAUAUUGUCGUUCUUCAAGAGCAUAAUCCACACAAGGAGGAGAAUUAAGAGCAUUGUUUAAUUUCUCCUCUUAUCUGAAUACUUUCUCUAUUCUGGCUGCCAGGUGCAAUGGGCAUCAUUUAGAAUACUGCUUAAGGGAGAACUAAGAUAGAGGUGCCUAAUUGCAGGAUAAAGCAGAGUGGAUUUCUAAAUGUAAUAUUUUUAACACCUCACAAAUAUAUAUGUUAAAUAUAGAGCUAAGUAAACAUAAUGUUAAAAUUGUUGGGAAGUAACAGUUCCCCCUGUAAAUUGCUUCACUGUAUGAUACUUGGAGAGAAUUUGUAACUGAUUCUGAACAGCAUCCAAUUGAAGAGUGUUUGGGUUUUUUGGGGGGGAGGGGGAGAUAUUUUUCCUACACUGCAAUUUUGAAGCAAUCUAGUUUUGCUUAGUAAUAUUCAUUCAGUCCUUUCUUAAUUUUAACUAGGUUAAUAGUGCUGAUGUAAGAAAUUUCAACAGGAGUUGACCCUAAUUACCCAGCUAACUGGACCCUCUGGCUUUGGUUUGGUGUGUAGGAAUACUAUGCCUGAGUGCCUCUGAUAAGUCUAAACAUCUAUGUUUAAUUGGUUUUUGGGGUGGGGUCCUCUUAUCUCAUCCAUCCUGAUGCACUUGCACUUAUCUUCUUGGUCACAUUGUCCUGUAGGAGGCUGCUUCUUUGGUGACUGACUUAGAGAUUCUGCUCAUUCAAAAAGGAACACGUGCAGACACAUCAGUUAGAAAAGGAGACUUCUGAAAUGGAGAACUGCGAAAGUCAGGUAAAUUUUAAAAUCGAAUGAUUUUAUGUAUUUGAUGAUCGGUGCUUGCUGUUUGAUAAAUUAGACUGGAAAGCUGCAUUGCCCAUAUGAGAUGGAUAUUAUUUUAUUAUCUUGCUCUGUAAUUUUUUAUUUUAUUUUUUCCUGCUCGUAGACCUCUCUAAUUUUUAUAGUGUGGUUUCUGUAAAUUGUACUGGGCUAUCUUUUGGAAUAAGUCUUUGUAACCUCGUGUGUGAAUGUGUGUAUAUAUAGCAUUGUUGUAGCAUUCAGGUUCUCAAUCAUCUUAAACCUGUUUAAGCAUCAUUGCUUCUUUUUAAGUUUAAAAUAUGAUAAGGAAAUUGUUUUGUGUGUGUUUUUAUCCAGUCCCAAAUGAAAGGACUAAUCGUUCCUCUGUCUUUUUAUUUUUUAUUUUUAUCCCAUAAAGGCUUGUUCAGGGCAAAAAGAUGUCAUCAGAGUUGGGACAAGGAAAAGCCAGGUAAAUGUAUUAUUUGAAACUAUGUUUUCUGCCAAGAUAGGCUACAGAGAGUGAGACAGAGGUGAUUGGUAGAAAUGCAGUAUUGAUCCAGAGGUGGCUGGAUUACCAGAUAUGAAUCCCUGUGCUAUAGCGUCCCUGUAAUAUGAAAUAUAGUUAAAGUGGCUGAUACGUUGAAUUUAUUUCUGAUUUCCCUACAGCUGGCUCGUAUUCAGACAGACAGUGUUGUAGAAAUGCUGAGUAAGAGAUUUCCUGCUGUUCGCUUUGAGAUUGGUAAGUGAUACAUAAAAAGACCAGGGAUUGUUUUCUUAUUGAAUGCUGGCCCCAUUCUUUAAUAAAGUUUCUUACUGUCCUAGUGAAUGAUUCCUUUAAUCUAUGCAUAUCUGUGCCCAUUAAAGGGAAACAGUCACUUCGUAGGAUUUUGAAAACUAUUUUUCCUUAUCCCUCUAUUUAACAAAUUGUAUUUAUGAGGUGUGGAAAAAUGUAAUUAAAUGUAGACAUCUGCACUCUUAUCAUACAACUGGGCACGUCCAUUUUGGCUCCUUCUUAAUCAUUGUUAUAAAUUAAUUUUUUAGCACUUGGCAGUACAAAUUGAACAAUGGUUUCUACUAUUGACUUUGCCAUGUCUGAACUUGAUUAUGAUUAUACUUGCUAAAUCUGUCAUGUAAUGUUUAAAUAAAACCGAGCAUCUCAUGGAAGAAAGGGUUAAUAAGAGUUAUAUUUGUUUUAAAUGGUGCAAAACUCUAGAGAAGUGACCGUUCUCUUUUCAGUUGUUUAUCUCUUUUCAUUAUCAACUUUAAUUUUUGCAUAUAUGGAAUUAGUGUGUUUUAAAAAUAUAUGCACCAAUAAUAAUAUUUGCCUUUUUAAUAAUGUUAUUGGUAAACGGCAAGUUGGAAGCACCAUUUUGUUAAAAAAAAAACAUUUUCUUCAUGGUUAGUCAAUGAAGAAAUGUAUCUUUAUUGAAGAAGAAAAGUAUAAUAAAAGUAAAUACCUGCAUAAUUCUCUGGUAAUCUUUCCCCUCCUGGCUUUUAUAACCAUGUUAUCGACCUGGUUUAAAUGUAAAGGCUAAAUAUUUUACAUAUUCUCACACCAUAUAGGUUAGGUACUACAAAGAAUUACACUAAUGGGAUGUUUUAAUAAAGUGAGAUAGAGGAAUACAAAAAUUAGGUUCCACACUUUGUCUUAUGAAUUGUGUUACGAUAGGUAUAGUGAAAACUAUUAGGGACUUUUGGACAGGUAAAUAUACAAAUAUCCUCUCUCCCACCCAUCGCCACUGUUUUCCAAAAUAUCACAGUUUCAGUUUAACUCCAUUGUAUGUAUUUUCAUUUAUAUUUACUUCUUAAACGUAGCACACCAAUUUUCUAUUGCAUGAUUGCUCCUUUCUAUGCUUGACUCGUUAUUACCAUGCCAAAGUUCCAUCCAUUCACAUUUUUAUUUUGCCUUUUUCUUUAGUUGCCAUGGCCACAACAGGAGAUAAAAUUCUAGACACUGCCCUAUCCAAGGUUAGUAGGAUUUUGGAACAUUGGGUGUACAGGUGGGAAGUAACCCUUUGAUUGUAGAGUGAAUAAUGUUUUUGUUGCACAUGUGUUUUGAGAUAAAAUGAGAGUACUGUUUCCUUUGAAUGGUAUUAAAAUGAUAGAUAUAUAUAUCUUGUGCUUCAUGCAGAUCGGAGAAAAGAGUUUAUUCACCAAGGAAUUGGAGCAUGCCCUGGAGAGAAAUGAGUAAGGAAGGGUAACCGAACUAAAGGGGAGGUGGGAAUCAAACUGGCAGUUUUAUUGGUGCAAUUUUAUUUUAUCUGUAUCAAAUUUGAGGCUCUUCUAGCACAGCCUUCCAUCUCAUAUUUGUAAAGCUAGUUCCCUUAUUCUAUGUGUGCUCAUGGCAUCAUGGAUUAAAGAUGCCCUGCUUGUGGUAAAGGGAGUGUUGGAAGGAUGGCCAUACUUAUCACCUGUAGGUUAUUUGUUUUAAAUUUUAUGCUCAUCUCAUCGAGUAAAUGCUCAAUAAUAUUUACUGGUUUGCAUUAGCAUUUAAGUUUAACCUGAAAAGUGGGGAUAUUUCAACUUUAAUGAUGGUCUCAUCACUUAUGUAGCUUUGUGCCACAGCUUUUGAAGAAGGGAUGUCAUGUCUAGACAACUGUACGAUUGUCCAGGCUCCACACAAGGGGAAAUUUAUCAAGGUAAAAUAUGCUAUUUUGGGUGCGAAGUGCUAAAUGUUGAGAUACAUUAUUUUGGUUUCCAUGGCAGUUGGUCCUUAUUUAGGCCUUUGCACCCAUAAUACUAUCUGCUUUGCCUUGAUAAAUCUUCCCCCCCAAGAUAUCAGAAUAUUGUGGGAAAUUGCUUUCACACAUCAACUUGCUUUAUAUCUUAAAGGUACACUCUGGGUCAGGGUUGACUUGCGCAUUAUGCAAAAACAACAAAUUAAAAAUAAGACCUGUAUGGGAUUUCUUCAUGCUGCUACAGAUCUCCAUUGUGUGAGCACCCACUCAGCCAGUAAUGGUACACACUUUUCUAUUACACUGCUAAGCUUCUCUUACAAGCAAUGGUGUAGGGCCACAGCAAGAGUUUAAGCAAGUUGUAGUUUAUUAGCCAUCUUUCUUGUGUUGAAAGGUAAAAGCUGAAGCUUAAAGCAUGAUGUCAUACACAGCAGUAUUUUGUUUGAUUAUUCUAUUUCUGUACAUUCAAGAAUGUGUCUUACAUUCAUCUUCCGUCUUAUUUAUUUUUAUUUUUGAGAAUACAAUAUUCACAUGAGAACAUUGACAAAGCACACUAGUUGUUUAUAUACAACAAUGAACUCAAAUAAGUGGUAUGAAAAUUUAUUUUGAGGGUUAAAAAAGGGUGAGCAAAUUAAAUUUCUUUACACAAUAUACAUUAAUAAAAACACCAACACAGAAUAUUUAAAUGUAACCUGCUCAACACAGCCUGUUAAACCUGUUUUGGGUUUAUUUUCAUAAGACACCCUACAUUUUAAAGCUUGGAGCCAGCAACUGUUUUUUGUUUGUAAAUGAUUUCCCUUUUAUCGGUGACUUCUACCUUUAAAAAAGGAUCGAUAUUACAUCAUCCCACCUAACAACAUUUAUUCUUUUUAGGGUUGAUCUAGUUGUGCACUCGUUGAAAGAUUUACCAACAUCGCUGCCUCCUGGAUUUACAAUAGGAGCUGUGUGCAAGUGAGUAUACAAAUAACUGCUAACUACCUUUUUUGUUCUUCAUAGAACACUUAUGUAUAAUUUUCCAACUAAAGCUUAUUUGACCAAACCUUUUGGAUCUUUCUAUUCCCUUCUCAGACGAGAAAACCCUUAUGAUGCUGUUGUCUUCCAUCCUAAAUACCAUGGGAUAUCUUUGGACAUGUUACCUGAAAAAAGGUAAAAAAAAAAUCAAACAAAUUACAUUUUUCUUUUGAAUGCCAAUUAUAUUACUUUGCUGUAGGAUGGCUGCAAAUGCUCUUGCACAUCCUAUAUUUAUCUUCUUUGCCAUGAUGCUGCUGGCACAGCAUAAUGGACCAAGGAGAACAGAAAAUAUAAAGGCAAAUUAUUUUUCUGUCUAUGCAAAUGCUAGUUAGCUGGAUUGCACAGUAUGUGGAUCAGAAUGUAUUUCCUACAACACGACACCUUUAUAUUUUGAAGUAUUAAUGCAUUUUUAGAUAGAGCUUCUUUUAGUUCUUGGCCUUUGAUCCCUCCUACGUACAGUGACCAAUAGUAAUUGAUGGUUGAUGCCAUUAGCUUCUCUCAUGAUUUUAAAUAAAUUCUAUAUCAAAGCACAUAAAGAGCAUAGUCAUUUAAUAGUGCAGAGUGAUCUUGGUGGAUAUCAGAUAUCUGUAAGAAUCCUCAGUAUUGAUAUGUUUUGUUUGCAAACACAAUAAAAAAUAUUUAAAUUUGUAUUUUUUUUUUUUUUUUUUAAACUGUCAAGGAGCAUUAAAGGGGCACUAUAGUCACCAGAACCACUACAGGUUAAUGUAGUGGUUCUGUCAUCUAUAGCAUCUUCCUUCAGGCUUUUCAAUAAUAAACACAUUGGAUGUUAUUACAUCGCUGCCUCUUGUGGUUCUCACUCAGACGGCCACUAGAGGUGCUGCACAGUGUGUGUGUGUGUGUGCGCGUUGGCAGCAAUGGUAGUCAGCGUCUCCACAUUCUGCAUGGAGGCGCCGAAUGCUCCCCAUAGAGAUGCUGAUUGGCGUAGUGUGGCUGUUUGUUGCACAAGGAGAAAAGGUAAGUAAAGCUCACCAUUUUUAUGCACUUAAAGUGGGGCUUGGGAUCUAAACACCGAACAGGUAAGUUUAUAGUAUUUUACAUUCUGUUCCCAGUUUUCCAUAUGUUGGUGGUCACAUUGCUUGUGUGUCGUUUUGCUCACGGUGCCUAGAUGGGUAUCUGCUACACCUCGCUGACGAGGCCCAAAAGAACGUCAAAACGAUCAUCUGGGGUUGCUGUAUCUCUUGCAGAAAUAACUUGCUGCCAUUUCAUUUUAAACUGCCGUUAUGGGUGAGAUCAGUCUGAUAUGCUUCAGGAUAUGUUCUCUUUGUAAUGGCAUAAGUCAGCAAAAAAAUAUUUUGAGACCUGAGCGUGGAUUUACCAAAGGGAAAGCUACUGAGUUUCUCUAAGUGUUUGUCCGUUCUCUGAGGUCUCAUAUUCUCAGUUUUGUUGCAAUAAAACACACAAUGGCAGGUCCACAUAAGGUAGACUAAAAAAAAACCAAUUGCUUCAAGGAAACAAAUAUUUAACUCAACGUAGUUGUUCAGCAUGUGAGUGACAAAAUGCACAAGGAAGUGUUUACUUGCCACAAAGUAAACCUUUUGCAACACACAUCUUCCUCAAAGCCUUGUGUUUCAAUUGAGACUGCCAAUCUGUAAACACAAACUGACAGAUCUGGAAAGAUUGUAUGUAGAGGAAUUGUCUUCUUUCUAAUGUGUCACUUUAUUAUAAAAACAGAGGAAAUUGCUUAAUGAAUUUUUUUUUUAUUUUUAUUUUAUUUAUUUUUUUAUGUGCAAGGGCACAUGUUUAUGAGAAAUUUGGUUUAUCCCCUUGAAUUUUGAGUCAAAUGUAAUCCAUGUGUUAGAAAAUAAAGCUUGGCUCAUUACCUAUGACUAGGUUACAUUUUCUUUCUGCUAAUACUUAUAAAUACAAGUACAUUUAGCAGAAACUCUAUACAACCUGUUGAGCAGGGUAUUUUAGAUCAAUUGUACAUCUCAUCUGUCCUACAUGGCAGUAUGCAAAGUAUUUAUAUGCUGGCAUCACAGCGCAAAUGUGAAAUUGUAUACAUUUGUGUUUUCUGUGUGUUUAUUAUUAUUAUUAUUAUUAUUAUUAUUAUUAUUAUUAUUAUUAUUAUAUUUUUAUUUUUAUUUUUUUUCUUUGUCUUGUUUUGUUUUUUGUUUUCUCCCUUGCUGGGAUUUUUUUUUUUUUUAUUAAUCUUCUUACAGUGCAUUUAAGAUACAUAACUUCAAAGUCCCCUUAAAUGCACUGUUUAACGCUUAUGUCUGCAGCUGGCAGGCGCCUUCUUCAUCAGAAGGAAACUCUUAUCCCUCAAAAUGCUGCAUAGAGGGAUUUAUCCCCAAGAGCAGUCCCUCUCAUCACAGAGAAUGAGUGAACCUGCUAAGUAAGCCAGGGCUCAAAAUUUCCACCCACCACUUGUCAUUGGCAAGUGCACUUUUGGUGAGUAGAAGUUCACACCUACUGAGUAUCCCAGGGACUCUCUCUCUAGGCUUGCAGUGACACAUAAUAUUUAGGGCCUAGCUAGUAGACUUGGAGUUGAGAAUUUUAAGUCCUGCUCUAAACUGUUGCCAAGCAAUGUGCAGCCAUUCUCAGAACCUGGUUGGCAGUUCUGAGAGACAGUCGUAGUCAGUAACUCUUACAAAUCUUUUUUGCAAAGUUGCUUUGGUGCUGAGAUCAAUGUUUGUUUUAAAGGUAAAGUAUUUUAAUGAAUAACCUAUAUAAUGUUUUAAAUUAUAUGUUUAUGAAAUGUGCACAUUAUUGUUGCAUUACAAAUAUCUCUUGUAUGUUAGCCAGACAGCCACUAGAGACACUUCCCUAUUGAAGACUUUAAAUUAUUUUAAAUUUCUGGAUUUGGUGUUGUUAAACACUGUUAAUGCUCCUUAUAGAGAACCAUUGAUUUUAAACGGAUGCAUUGAAGCAUUAGUUACUCUGCAUUCAUCAUAAGCCCCCUGUGCUUCUUGGUAAAUCAUUGAAUUGGCCUGAGAUCAUCUGUAAGGAUGAUCUCAGAGGUGGAGGAGCAGUUGUCACAGAGACUGCCCUGGAUAAAAGAUGAGUUUAAUUUUUUUUUUUUGGGGGGGGAAGGGACCGAACACUCCUAGCAUUAGAAAUAUAUUGAUAACAUUGGUGUGUUUCUUUAAUGCGCAUGUGUGACUGGCUUUUAUUCAUUGGGCAUUGAUGCACAUGCAAUGUAGUGAGCCAACAAAACAAAUGUGAGUGGUUGGGGAGUAGUGAAGGUAAUUAGAUUUUAUUUUUCCUCUUACUCUUAUGCUUUGCACUACUGCUUUAUAAGUCAUCUAAAGUAAUUGCAGUUUGUUGUAUUCCUUAUGGGCUUUACUGACCAUGAUAUCAAUUGUUUUUUUUUUUUUCUUUGCUCAGUAUAAUUGGAACCAGCUCCCUCCGCAGAGCAGCUCAAUUGAAGAAAAUGUUUCCACAACUGGAAUUCAAGGAUAUUGUAUCCUUUUUAACAAUUUCUGUACCAAAAUACUACAAUUUCAUGUUCUAUUUGUAAUUAUCUCAAAACAUGGGAAACCUUUUUUGAAAGCAUGAUCAAACAAGUUUAAAUAUGAGCACACAGCAACCCUGAGCAGUUUGCGAUAACUUAAUAUAGUGUACAUAAAUUUAAGGGACACUCUAAGCGCCGAAUCAAUUUUAGCAUAAUAAAGUGUUUUGGUGUAUAGAUCAUGCCCAUGUAGUCAAACUUCUCAAUUCUGUCAUUUAGGAGUUAAAUCACUUUGUUUGUGCAGACCAUUUACAUGGCAGUUGUGACUGUGCACCAAAUGUCAUAGCUAUGAUCUGUACAUGAUGAGACGCAUGCACAAAUUGGACAAAAGUCAUAUUUUCCAGCUAGAAUUAAGCAUUGUGGAACUUUGCUUAAAGCUUUAAAAGUUGUUACACAUUUCCUCCACACUCAGCAGGUUUCUCUGUGUAACCUUGCCAUUAUGUCAGGUUGUCAAAGUGCUUAGACCAAGCGUCUCAAACUCUGGCCCUCCAGAUGUUGUUGAACUUCAACUACCACGAUUCUCCGUCCAUGUAUUGCAUUCAAAGAAUUUUGGGAGUUGUUAGUCAUCAACAUCUGGGGGCCAAAGAUUGAGAUCCUUGACUUAAGUCAAGCAUGUCAAACUCAAAGUCUAGCAAGGGCCAAAUAAAAAAGGUUUAAGUUUAUGUGGGCCGCAAAAAACAAACAAAAGAAAUUAACAUUUUCAUAGAAAUGUAGGAUUUUGAAAAGUACAGUUUAAAAAAAACAAAAAACAGCAUCCCCCUCUACUAAAUCCCAGUUCCCCACCCAGCACGCCACCCCCUAGUCAACAAGCACUCUACUCACAUUGCCGAUGCCAGUAUGCGACUCCGGAGUCCGGCCUCUGGUAUACCCCAAAUUACGCCGUCCGCACCCUGUGCCAAAGCAGAUCCUCCCGCUACUUCUUGAAACCCUGUGAAGGUGGAGCACAUCAACGUCACGUUGGAAUGUGACGUGGCAUUGCGGGCUUCUGUGCACCUCCAGGUCCUCCACUGUCCAGCCGCGUACAUCGCAAAACUGACACACACACACACACACACACACACACUCACACUCACACUCACAUCAUUGUAUUUAUUCCUGGGGUCCAGUGGGGAUCUUCUAUCUGGAACUCGGCCUUCCUGCUCCUCACUGCUCUCUUGUGCGCAGCUUAGUGGUGCCAGAAUAUGACACAUCCCAGCACCCGGCAUCACUACAGACGGCGAGGGAGCAGUGAGGAGCUCGCCGGGCCGCGAGUUUGACAUGCUUGCUUUAAGUGAUGAAGCGUUUUUUUUUUUUUUAAUGCUUUUUGUUAAUUCCUUAAUGUAGCUUGGAUAUCUGCCUUUUUUAUUUUUUUUUUUAUUUUUUUUUUUUUAGGUCCCAAAGGCUUUCUUAAGGCUUUUUACAUUUAAUUAAUCUUUCAUUUUAGAACAUUCUUUCCUCAUCCUUUAAAUCUACCAUAACACUGGACUUACUUUGUGUAGUAGCUGAUGUAAUACAAUAGCAUAAAGGAGGGCCUAUUCACAAAGGAUUAAACUGUACGAGCAUGUUCAAGUCAUAAAAUUCAUAAACAUGAAACUGGUCAAUCUUGAGACAAAAAUUCACCUCGGACGCUCUAUACAAUUCCUAAAUGCAUUGACAAGGUGUUAAACUCUAAAACCUGGAUGGCAACUCCAUCAAGAUGGUAUACCCCCUUGAAAUCAUUGGCAACUAAUCACUGUAACCUUCUGAAUUUGCCAAGCAUUUUAGUCUUGUUUUCGAGAGUAAGAGAGACGUUUGCUGUGAUCUCUUGUAACAUUCUCUCAUUGUUGUGACAUGCAAGGAAAUCUUGAAAUGAUCUCUUCCACCAAAGAUAACUCCAAAUUCUCUUUUGGGCCUGUGUAGCUAGUUAGGGGCAAUCUCUCAGAUUUUGUUUGACCACUGGUCCUUUUGAUUUGUUAUUGUGGCUUUGUUGAAGUUUCUGCUACAUUUCACCUUAACUAACCCUACUGUCCAGAGAGGUAACUUGAACACACGAUUGAAAAAGUUGGAUGAGCAACAGGAUUUCAGUGCCAUUAUCUUAGCUACUGCUGGACUAAGUCGUAUGGGGUGGGAAAACCGUAUUGGCCAGGUAAGGCGGAGAACAUGUAGUCCUCAAAGAAUAAAAAGGUGUGUGUGUGUGUGUGUGUUUGUUUAUUUCCUAGGUACAGUUUUUGACCUUGUUUGAUAGAAAAAGUUUGCCAUGUCAGUAAAGAGGCUUAGUAGUCCUAGUUUUAGAUUAACAAGUGUUCUGUGCAUACUACAACAGUUCAGUUUCCUGGAACUGAUAUGUUUGAAAAACAUUAUUUUUUAUUUUAUUUAUUUUUUCACGGUGAAUGCGAGAUUCAUUACUUGCAAUUUUUGUCCCUUGAAUUUUAUUUAGAUUUUGUAUAUUUUCCUCUGUUUCUUGCUGCUUUCAGCUGUAGCAAACUAUACUAGUUUGGAAUACUAAGGAGAAAUAUGUGUACUAAAAUUUACAGGCCAUUUUGAAACCGAAUGUGUAUAUUUGCCAACCACAGUCAUGUAUAUUUUAUUUUUAUCUCUUUAAUUAGUUUUUCUUCAUAUUUUUGACGUAUACCUGGCUUAUGUAUUUUACCUGGUGCUUCUUGUUUCUAGCCUAGGUAUUCUUGUCAUCAUAACACUAUCCAUGUAUUUUAUCAAUCUGUCAGGAGAGUGAGAGUUGCACAUUUUUGAAAUUCUGAUAAAACGCUUACUAUUCUCUCUUGUUAGUAUUUUGAGGUGAACAAACAAUAUAGGCCUGAAUACUUAUAGUUGUCUUUAUAAUAUCUUCUAAUUGAUUAAAUUUUCCUGCUUCUCCAUAGAUUCUGAGUCCAGAUAUUUGUAUGUAUGCUGUGGGUCAGGUAAGCAGCUAAAGUUAACAUUUACGAUAUACCAUCUCUUGCGUGUUUCUCUACAGAACAACUGGAGAACUUUGUAACUUUUCGUAUAACAUAUUAUCUAUGUUUUCUUGCUGCACUGCAUUAAUCAAAUGCUGCUCUAGGAGAAGAGAGUAGAAUAAUGGUGCACCCGUCCAUGACGUCCUAUCUGUAUUCUGCUACAUCCUCCGAGUAUAUCCAGUGUAGAUACUAUACCCAGACAUUUGUGGAGACGCAGAGUCCACAAAAUGGCAUGCUCUCAAAGCCUUUGUCUCCUUGGAGAUGAACGAAAAUUGCUCAUUACGGCAUAUUAUUUUGAAAAGUAGAUAUUCCCAACCAUUUCACAUGUGGUAAUUUUGAGUCUUUUUUUGUGCCCACUUUAAGCAUGUUUUGUCAAAAGUGAAAAACUGUCAUUAGAGUGGAGCUGCUGUGAUAGGUUCACGUUAGGCAUUAACCUUUCUUUAUGUAUUCAAUAUCCUUUUAUUAUAACAGUAAGUUAUUAUACCAGAACACCCGGUAACCCAACCGGUUACCUCCGCUUGCUCCCUUCCUUCAGCUGUUCAGGAACCAUUUAGCAGGCGCAGCGACCCAGUUCUCCCCCAGUGACUAGCUCUCAUAGUCCUUUAUAAGGACUUUCCCUUGCUGAAUCCCCUGCAAGCUGGAACAGUAGACACAGGGGUUAAAUCUUCCUUGCCUCCAGUAAACAGACGACACACAGUUCUGGAGGUUUAAGCACUGACUGACUAUCUUUAUUGAACAACUGGCUUCUUUUAUGCACAGACGCCCGCAGAGUGUGUCCAUUCAAUACAAUACAAUCCCAGGCAGGAGGGGUCGGGUUACAGAUAGCCAUCUCCCGCUCAGGGCGAUACUAAUAAUACACAGGGAAAUACAUUCAAACACAUUACAUACAGGGGGGUACACUUUGGGGCUCAGUCACAUGGAUAAAACCUAUAUCCCUAGAUAGCCCCAGUUCCCAUCUGGGAUCCCUGCAAAUAGCGGGGCUAUCAGAUGUACAGAGCCCGAGAAAUCCACGUCUAAAGACUGGGGCUCGAGGCUCUGUACAUCCCCGAAAUUAGUUCCAUGGAGUUGCUUGGUUUAGUCCGGUGAAUUCAAACUUCGCACUUAAACCAAACAACAACCAAUCAGCUGAAAGGGCGUGAACCAAAUUGCAGCAAUCAGUGCUCGGGGGAGGAGAGGAGUUUUGCCGCCCAAUCCGGAGAAAGGGAGCGAAACCCCGUUUGAAAGAGCACUCCUUCUCUGAUUGGUCGCCUGCGCCCCGCAGCGACCAAUCGUCGCCCAAUGUUCACGCCGACCCAUCAGGAGAAAGGCACGAACCCAGUCUGAAUGGGUGUGCCCUCUCCCACUGCUUCGUGCGGACUUCCAUGCGGCCGUGAGACCGACUCGGUUCCAGAGAUUCCCUGCUGGCGCGUGUCCCUCUCUCUCCGGUGGAUAUCCUCACGCAGGUAUCCACCGGAGAAUGUGCUCUCCUGGGCAGCUACAAUCCUAGCCUCAUAGCUCCCAGGUAGGGGGGAAAUGUAGACACUGAUUAUAGCUCCGUUGGGAGUGGGUAGGACGAUUCCCGACACUGGGACCGGAGACAGGGUGCAUAUGCCGGCUCGGGAUAUGAAUGCUCUCCCUGUUGGACACUUGUUAUACAAAUUGGCACCACCCAAGGAAAGCACGAGCCGUUUGUUUCCCUUGCAGUCUGUGGUCUUCACACCUCGUUACGAGUUGUGAACGUUCUAAGUAGACAUUCUAAAUGAGGUGUAGGUGUGGUCCCAAUUCAGGAGCCCAACAGAGCAUGUUCGUAUGAGCUCUCCCGAACGGGGAGCAGGUAAAACACAUGAACAAAACAUAGAUACGUGGGGAAACUCAGAGUACAAGGGAAAAUCGUGAGCAUAAACAUUGGGAACACCAAAUACAAGGCAAAAACUAUACGAACACUCAGUGGGCAUGAUACUUAGUGGCGGUGGCCCGCCACAGUUAUGUAUUUGCUUAAGGAGAUGUUAAAGGGAAACUAUAGUGCCAGGGAAAACAAACCUUGUUUUUCUGGCACUAUAGCUCCCCUCUCUGUGGUGCAGAAGGGGUUAAAAAAAACAAAACCCCUUCUCACUUACCUGGACCCAACGCUGAUGUCCCUGCUGGCUAGGGUCCGCCUUUGCUCCUCCCACUCUGACGUCAGCCGUCGGAGACUUGAUGCGCAUGCGCGGCUUUGGCUGCACUCGCAUUAGGAUUUUCCCAGAGGAAAGCCAUAUACAAUUACACAUGGAUGAUAUGAGAGCCACUCUAAUUAGUGGUUAUUGUGCUUUUUAUGAAGCAAGGGACAUUGGGUUAUAGCCUCUUAUCUGUACAAUUCGCAUCAAUGUCAGAGGAACACGCAGCUGAUUUGUAAGGUUAUUCCCCCAGAAUGUGCGUUCCCAGCACUUAACCCAGACACAAUUCAUACUUAAAGGACCACUAUAGUGCCAGGAAAACAAACUCGUUUUCGUGGCUCUAUAGGGUCCUUGGGUCCCCCUCACCCUUAAGGCCCCCCUCCCGCCGGGCUCUAGGGUGAGGAAGGGGUUAAUCCCUUACUUUUUUCCCAGCGCCGGGGACUCUCCUCCUCCUUUUCCCCGUCAUCGGCUGAAUGCGCAUGCGCGGCAAGAGCCGCACGCGCAUUGUCAGUCCAAAGGAAUGCUUUCCUAUGGACGCUGGCUUCUUCUCACUGUGAAAAUCACAGUGAGAAGUGCAGAAGCGCCUCUAGCGGCUGUCAAUGAGACCGCCACUAGAGGUUGGAUUAACCCUAAUGUAAACAUAGCAGGUUUUCUGAAACUGUUAUGUUUUAUAGAAAAAAGGGUUAACCCUAGCUGGACCUGGCACCCAGACCACUUCAUUAAGCUGAAGUGGUCUGGGUGCCUAUAGUGGUCCUUUCAGUGAGCUUGAUAAUGCUGCACAUGCAAUCAUAUAUGGCACUGGCUUGUAAGAUAGACUUAUGGCUAUAUUUCCUUCAAACAUUUACACAAGUGCCUAUGCCAAUUUUGCAGAACUAACUUGUGUGUAGUUCUCUGCAGAGAUCAAGGUUUUAUCUUUGCUUUGUAUCUGAUGACAGGGGGCACUAGCUGUGGAAGUUCGAGCCAAAGACGAAGACAUUCUGCGUAUGGUGUCUGCUUUGCAGGAUCCCCAGACUGUUUUGCGUUGCAUAGCCGAAAGAGCAUUCAUGAAAAGACUGGUAAGCACAAGUAUAGGACUGUAUUCUAGAUACACUAAUAGUGGGCCAAGAUUUGUUUUUAUUUAGUGGGGGCAGAACAGCGUGAGCACCAUUUUAAAAUGUAUUUUUUUUUUUUUUGUUUAUUUUUUUGUUUUGUUUUUUUGCUUGUCCCGAACUUAUUGUUAUUUUUUUAUUUACAGGAGGGUGGUUGCAGUGUGCCAGUAGCCGUUCACACAGUAAUUGAUGAAUCUCAGGUAUUUUAUGCACGUCACAAGUGUUAUGCUUGUGGUACAAAAUUUAAAAAUGUAUGUGUAGAAAAUGUGUUCUCAUUCUUUAUUUAUUUUUAAUUUUUUAUUUUUUAUUUUUUUUUGCACAGGUUUGUGCUGCUGUGCUGAGCAUUGUUCCGUCAAAUGCUUAUCAUAGUCAAGCAUUGAGCACUAAACAUAAUCUAAGAUAUUCUGAGUGCUUACUCAAAAAAACAGUUUAGUGACUAUAUCCCAGACACCUUUGAAAUGAUAAAAAAAUGGUAUUAAAGAAAACAAAAAAUCACUUUUGAUAAUAGUUCAGUCUUCUGAGUCCUCAAACAUGAGGCUGUUGGCAGGACCAGUGCAUUACCCCUGCAAUUAGCAGAGUUUUUAAAUACUUCUCUGAGUAUGUUCAUAAGUCCUGCUGCAAAUAGUAAAAAGAUGAGGUUCUGACACUGAAUGUAAGAUGGUGUCGAAAUAGAUCUAUCUUCUCGGGAAAUGUGUAGGGAGGCUGUGUGAGUCACAGCCAGGGAAUGUGUGGCUAGGGCUGGAUAAAUAGUAAUUUAAUUCAUAAAUGGCAGAGAAUUUAGCAAGUCGAAAUUGCAGAGGCUUAAUCUAUGCACCAAAAUCACUUAAGCUGAAGUGGUUUGGGGGCCUAAGACUGACCCUUAAAUUUACACUGUGUAGGCAUAAAAACCACUUCAUUUCAAUGAAGUGGUCUGCAUGCCAUGCCCCCCUUGUUUUAACCCUGCAAGUGGAAACAGUAAUAUUUAAAUUGAAGGGUUUAAAUGCCUCUAAUGGCUGUUAUCCUGACAGCCACUAGAGGCAAUUCCUCUGAAAUAGCGGAGUGAAUCUCUUUCAUUCAGAUGGCCUCAUAGAGACCAUCUGAUUGGUUGAAUGUGGAGUUUUGACGCGCAUGCACACUAGUCUUCCAAUGAUUUCCUAUUGGAAAGCAUUGGAUUGUCUGAGGUCACCAAGUAAGUAAGGACACUAUAAUGUUAAGUGUAUUCUUAACACUGUAGUGUUCCUUUAAUAUUGCUAUUUUUUUUUUUUUUGGCACUAUAGGAUUCCUUUAAUGGAUCACUAUACGGUCAGGAACACAAACAUUUAUUCCUGACCCUAUAGUGUUAACACCACCAUCUAGACCCCCAUGGCCCCUCAUGCCUCCAUAAAUAUAGUACAAAUCUUACUGUAUUCAAGCCUGAAGCUGUAAAUCUGCAUGCUGUUAGACUCAGAAAAACAAGCAGUCUGCUGACAUGUGGUAGCCUGAUCCAAUCACAGUGCUUCCCCAUAGGAUUGGCUGAGACUGACAAAGAGGCAGAUCAGGGGCAGAGCCAGCAUGAUUCAAACACAGCCCUGGCCACCUCAUAGAGAUGAAUUGAAUCAAUGAAUCUCUAUAAGGAAAGUUCAGUGUCUGCAUGCAGAGGGAGGAGCAGGCCCGUCGCUACCGGGCAGGCAAACCAAGCAAUUGCUUGGGGCCCCAAGCAGAGCCGGUGCUGCACCUCAGGCGGCUACACCACUCCUCUCUCGUCCCCUUCCCUGUAGCGUGGCCGAGCUCUUCUUCCUACUGGCUGUCAGUCCGGCCAGGUACCGUGCGGUACAGGAGAUUCAGUUUCCUGUUCCCGGCUGGACUGACAGGAAGUGCACACUGAGUGCUCACUUCCUUUCAGUACGGCCGAGAACAGGAAAAUGAAUAUCCUGUUACCGCGCGGUACCCGGUUGGACUGACAGCCAGGAGGAAGAGGAGCUCGGCCACGCUACAGGGAAGGGGAGGUGAGAACUAAGAAGAACAUAGGGAGAGGGGGGGGUGGGAGGGGAGUAAAAACACACAGGGGGAGGGGAGUAAGGAGGGGAGGGGAGUAAGGAGGACACAGGGGGAGGGGAGUAAGGAGGACACAGGGGGAGGGGAGUAAGGAGGACACAGGGGGAGGGGAGUAAGGAGGACACAGGGGGAGGGGAGUAAGGAGGACACAGGGGGAGGGGAGUAAGGAGGACACAGGGGGAGGGGAGUAAGGAGGACACAGGGGGAGCAGUUCUAGAUAAUUUGCACGUUUGUGAGAACUUAAAAAUGUUAAUGUGAUUGUGUGUGUUUUAAAUAUGUUGGAUUUAGUUAUUGUGCACCUUUUUAAUGUAUAUUUGAUUUUAUGGUACAGUAGUGUUUUUUGCAAAUGUUCAAUUGUUGAAAAUGUUCAAAAUGUAUGCACAUUAUAUGCAACAGCAGUAUUUGCACUGUAAACCUUUUUUAUUUAUAUAAAGUGUGGGUGAACUUAAACUGUAUGGCUAUGCUGUGGUUCCUGUAGGCUUUGCGUGCAUGUGGGAGGGGGGGCCUCCAUGUCCAUUUUGCUUGGGCCCCCAAAUUCCUUCAAACGGCCCUGGGGAGGAGACUCUGAAUCACAGGCUGCUGUGCACAGUGCUGCCCUGUGCUCUGCUGACAGCAGAUCUGAGUGGAUGGAGGCAAAUUAUGCCUCCAUCAACUCCGAAGUCCCUCUGGAGUGACUGCAACUAGAGGUGUUCCUAGCUUUCAAUGUAAACACUGUAUUUUCUCAGAAAAGCAGGGAGCUAUAGUUCUCACCUGAAUAACCUCAUUAAGCUGAAGUGGUUCAGGUGACUAUAGUGUCCCUUUAAGCCAUAGCAGCAGUUUGAAAACUAUAACUCUUUUCUUUUUUUCCUGUGGAAUAAACCCUUUUGUUUGUAUUAACCCUCCAUGGAACUCCUAACAAGGUUUAUAUUUCUUUCAGUUUUUUAAAUUUUUUUUUUUUUUUUGGUCUUUGUUUUUGAAAUUUUUUUGUUUAUUCAUCUGAUUUGUUCAGAUUGUUCUUUUAGUCUUUAGAUGUAUUUACUUUUUUUUUUUUUUUUUCUUCUAGUUGUACCUUUCUGGUGCUGUCUAUAGUCUGGAUGGAUCGGAUUGCCUGAAAGAGACAAUGCAAACCUGUAUGCUUUUUACACAGGAGGUAAGCAUCUUUAAAUACAAGAAACCAAAAGCAAACUCCUUUUUAGCAUUGCAAGCACCUUGACCAUUACAGCUAUUGUAGCAGUUAUGGAGAUUUAAAAAUGUAAUUGAAAACUGAUCGUUCAGCUACCACUCAUUUUCAGUUUUUUGUUUCUGGCACCCAAGCAUCAUACCCAUCACCUCUUUGAUUUAAUAUGGAGUUGUCCAGCUCUCACAUUGAGCAAUACAAGUGUUUGUUUGACUUUAAUUACUCAAGGAGGAUGUGUGGACAGUCUUGUUUACAUGAGAGCUGCGCUGUACGAGUGCAUGAUGUUCCACGCCUAACUUGGUGUAAGCCCUAUUUCCAAAUCCAAGUACAAUGCUACUAGAUACUGGAAAUAUGUGAUAAAUGUUUCUUUGAUAGUGGAAAAAGCAUGUAAUUUUUUUUAUUUUUUUUAUAUCUUUUAAUGGUUUAAGACAUUAAAAGGCUCUUUUGUAAACGUAAAUUUUUAAUGGGGGAAAAAGUUUUACCCAUAUGAUGUAUUUAAAUGACUAAGGGAAAAAAAACUUACACAUGUGGUUUUCUGUAUUCUUUUCUUAGGGUGUGGAAGGUCCAAAUGAUGACACACAGCAUGUGGGGAUAACAGCAUUAGGGGUCCCCAGAAAUGCUUUGAAUGCUGCGGAACGUUUAGGAACUGAACUAGCAGAUCUGUUACUAAGUCAAGGGGCCAGAGAGAUCCUGGUGGUGGCCCGUCAGUUAAAUGAUUCAAGAUAA